GGUACUCCGGACAUCGAUCAAUACUAUGCCGCGUCUUCUUCAAACAACAACGACAGCAAGGGAAUAAAUUUUCAUGCCAGGAGUAGUGCUAGUGUUGCGAGAAGUGGUCUGUACAUUAAGGCUUGCGAGAAGUGGCCAUCUCCCCUAGCAUCUUGCUCUCGUUUUGAAGGGAAAACGAGCAGAUGCUCACCGAAUCGGUGGAUUCCUGCAAGUUCUAAGUACAACCACCACCCUCUUUCUUUCCAGGGUUCUUCAAGUCUGCAGGA
Molecule: messenger RNA, 266 nt
Organism: Amoebophrya sp. A25
Lineage: Eukaryota; Dinophyceae; Syndiniales; Amoebophryaceae
Source: the annotation of a GenBank genome assembly